Molecule: messenger RNA, 1872 nt
Organism: Symsagittifera roscoffensis
Lineage: Eukaryota; Metazoa; Xenacoelomorpha; Acoela; Convolutidae
Product: argininosuccinate lyase-like
Exons: 2
Coding region: 5-1414 (469 amino acids)
Cellular component (GO): cytosol
Molecular function (GO): argininosuccinate lyase activity
Source: RefSeq, a predicted model, not a curated record
UUUGAUGGCCGGCAACGCAGCUGCUUCUGGUGACGAUGGUCCAAAACUAUGGGGAGGACGUUUCAAGAAACCUCUCGAUAGCGAGAUGGAGAAAUUCAACGCUUCAAUCGACUACGACAAAAUCAUGUGGUCAGCUGACAUUGACGGAAGCAUAGCAUAUGCCAAAGCACUCGCAAAGACAUCCAUCAUAAGUGCAGAAGAAAGAGACAAGUUAUGCCAAGGCCUGGAGCUAGUAAGAAAUGAAUGGAAAGGCGGAAAAUUUCAGAUAGUUGCUUCGGACGAAGAUAUUCACACUGCGAAUGAGAGAAGACUAACCGAACUGGUCGGAGACGUCGGCAGAAAAUUACACACGGGUCGAAGUCGAAACGACCAAGUAGCUACCGAUACGAGGUUAUGGUUGCGAGAUCGAAUACUAGCCAUUUCAGCUGUCCUCAAAGAAGCUAUAUCUGCCUUUGUAGAGCAAGCUAAAGUGAAUCAAACUGUAAUGUUACCAGGGUAUACGCACUUGCAAAGAGCUCAGCCAAUCAGAUGGUCGCAUUGGUUACUAUGUUAUGCUUCUAUGUUGAAAAGGGAUUUCGAAAGGCUUCAAGAGGUGUAUAAAAGAACGAAUGUUUUGCCACUGGGUUCUGGAGCGUUAGCAGGACACCCCUUUGAUAUCGACCGAGAUUUCCUGGCCAUGGAAUUGAACUUUGAUGGUAUAACUCUGAACAGUUUGGACGGAACCAGUGAUCGAGAUUUUGUGUCUGAGUUUCUAUUCUGGAGCUCAUUGACGUCGACUCAUCUGAGCAGAAUGGCAGAGGAUUUGAUAAUUUACUCGACUAAGGAGUUCUCAUUUGUCACUUUGGCUGAUGAGUACAGCACAGGGUCUAGUUUGAUGCCACAGAAGAAGAAUGCGGACAGUUGUGAAUUGAUUCGAGGCAGAGCUGGGCGACUAACUGGACACCUCACGGGCUGGUUAUGUACCCUGAAAGGACUCCCUCUUACAUACAACAAAGAUCUGCAAGAAGACAAGGAACCUCUGUUCGAUGCCGUAGAAACCAUCACAAGUCUGAUCAAGAUAUCCUGUGGCGUGAUCAAAACAUUAACUGUGAACCCCGAUAAGAUGAAGGCGGCUCUUAGUCCAGAAAUGUUAGCCACAGAUAUUGCUUACUAUUUGGUGCGCAAAGGAGUCCCGUUCCGAGAUGCGCACCAUGUUUCAGGAGAGUGCGUUCAAUUGGCAGAAUCGAAAAAUGUCGAUUUGGACAAGCUGACGGUAGAUGACUUUCUAGCUGUUUCAACCAAGUUUGAAUCCGAUAUUCUGCAGAUUUUUGACUACGAGAAGUCAAUGGAACAAUAUAACGCCAAAGGAGGCACGGGUUCGAAAUCGAUCAAAUGGCAAAUCGAAGUUUUCACUGAUUGGCUGAAGCAAAACUGAAACUCAAGUUCAUUUUGUCGCUAUUUAUCAUGCUAUUUGUAUCAAUUUGACAAUGCCAAAAUUUGCUGUGCAAUAGAAUUAUUGAUGCGUUGCUUAAAUCUAUCCGUAUCUCGAUUUGCAACCACCACUUUUAAGGGCUCUGGAAGGUUAUUUUGAUUAAAAUCGUAAUUUCAUGAGCCAGGAAGCAAUUUAAUUUAUUCAAUAGUUUAUCGAUUGAAGUUUCUGAAAAAAGUGUCUAUCAUUGUUUUGUGGGUGGCUCUGUUAGUAUUUCCCAUUAAUUUGAUGUCUUAGUCUUUAAGCACAAAUUUUGAUUAAACUGUAUUUUACCAUAGCGAUAGCUUAUAUAGCCAUUGUAUACCUUGCUUUGUUUUUGAACUCUUUGUAAACUGAAGAGUAUUCUGCAUGUCUUGAACUUGAAAUUGUAUCAAAACAUUGAAUUUUAAUAUUGCGUCAUUUUU